AGUUUACUCCGAGGUAGUUUAUUUAUUUAUUUAUUAAGUCACGGGACCUGCGGCGAGCGCAAGCGCGUGCGGCUUACUUGAUGAUUAGGCUGCCCUGCGUCUCGUUAAAUGAAAAGAGUACCGCAAUCACGAAAGAAAUUGAAAUUAAAUGCCUGAUUGGCAUGUAUCAAUGUCCUUGUCCCUUGAGUUGGGCGAUGCGAGUGAUUAAAUAAAUUAAGUAAUACAUCGGUGGGAGGCAGAAUCAGCCCAUUGCAACUUAAAUGCUCAUUUCCUGCAUUGGGUCGAUGUCGCGUCACACAACGUAAGUACGUACAUACGUACAGUUAGCUCUCCUCCUGUGCUCUGCUUUAAAGCUCGGCAGCUGACUGAUAGUCUAGUGAAACAUAGAGCGAAGUGGGCUGCUACUGCUGCUGCUGCUGCCUAGGCUCAUUCGAUCCACCGCGCGUUUGACGGAUCUCUCCGAUCAGUAAAAAAAGUGUCGUCGACGCUUGUCAGCAGGAAUAUGAGCAUGGAGGAUCAGGAGCGGAGCGUACGGCUGGGCCUGGACACGAUCCGCAAGCUGAUCGCGGCGGAAGAGCCGGACGUAGAGAUCCUGAGCAUGGACGAGGCACUGGGCUCGGGUCGUGGCGACAACUACACCUCGAUGCUCUACCGACUGAGCGUAAAGGGGCGCAAACGCGGACCAGCCGGCGAGGAGCAGCCCUGGGAACGGUCCAUCAUCUACAAGGUGCUACCUGAAUCGCAAGAACGUCGCGACGCGUUCAAGAGCGAGCUGCUUUUCAGGAAUGAAGUGGUCUUUUACACCAAGGUCUGGCCGGCUCUCAUGGAGCUGCAGACCGAGGGUAAAGUCGUGUUCAACGGGGUGGCCAAGAUAUACAUCGCCAGAGAUGACCUGAUAGCGAUGGAGGACCUCAGAGCCAAGGGAUUCAAAAUGGCAGAUAGGAGGAAGGGCUUGCAAGUCGACAAGCUCAAGCACGUGCUCAAGGCGCUUGCCGGCUUUCACGCUCUUAGCCUUACGCUCAAGGAUCUGAGACCGGAAGUAUUCGCGAGGCUGUCGAACCCAGAGAACGCCAAGGCGGGCGAGGCUGUUCAAGAGACGCUGUUCCGAAUGGAGAACGUCGAGUGGUACCGCCAGUACUAUCGGACCGCAACGAGCAACGCCUUCAAGAUGGUCUCAGAGGGUCUGCCCGAGUCGCUCGAGCCCCGUCGCGAUGAGAUCCUCGGCAAAUUCCGGGACUUCCUCAAGGAGGACACUUUUUUUUCCACUAUGUGCAAGCUCACCGCUGCCCAGGGUCCUCUGACCGUAGUUUGCCACGGAGACUGUUGGACUAACAACUUUUUGUUCAAGGAGAAGAACGAUCCUGACUCCGAGGCCGUUUGUUUGGUUGACUUUCAACUGGUCCGCGUUGGCUCGCUGGCCCUCGACCUGGCGUACAUUUUCUACUGCUGCACAAGUGGAGAACUAAGAAAAGUCUACAUGACUCAAUUACUUCAGCACUACCAUCGUCACCUCAUGUCCGCGCUGUACACUCUGAACCCAGCAGCCGAAUCGACGAAGGAUCCAGCUACUAUGUGGAAUUUAUUGACCGAGGAGAUGCAUCGAUGCAGUCUAUUUGGACUCGGCUCAGCACUGGACAUGCUGCCGAUAAGCACGUGCACGAGUGACCAGGCCCCCGACGUCUACGAGGGCAAGGAAGCCAGCGAGAGGAUGUUGGCACCGCCACCGGCUGGGGCUGAGUGCACCCGUCUUAUGACAGACCUUGUCGUCGAACUUGUUAACAAUAGAGCGAUUUAGUCAAUGGACAUCAAUACAUCGAUGGCGAUGUUGUGUAUCAUAGUAAUAGUUAUUCGCUCUCUGUCACUUCGGCGGGCAUUUUCACUUAGCGUUUGUAUCAGUUCCAAUGACACUUUUAAGUGCCAAAUUGAGAAGUUAGAUUCUUGCCGAAUGCCGAGCGGAAAUGCCCUUAUUUAACCCCUUAACUUCCACAUCAUUGCAUCGCGCGUAGACAAAUACGUUUACACUACACUACUUUGUAUAUUUAUAUAUUUUAUAAAUAUCGAUGACUGUUGACGAGCCGAGCGAUUUCUAUCGUGUGGAAGGUGCAUUUUUAGACUGAAAGCACAAUGUUUGCCCUAAAAUUCGUUAUCUCUAGACUUAUGAUGAUAGAUUUGUUGAAAUAUAUAUAUGAAGCAUGUCCCAUAACGCAUAGAAGUAUUCACGCGAGUAAAUUAAAAGAAGCAGUAUGCCUGCUACUCAUUAAAGGCAACGAUGAAAGAAAAUUAUACUAAAUAGAUCUUGUGAUUAAUGAAAUAUUUUGAGAUCUACAACAAAUCAAAAUCCAAGCACAAUUAAUUACAAAAUACUAAUUUAAUCUACAAUCUACCGCACAUAUUCAGUAUCAAUGCACAAAGUAUAUAUAAGAUAGAUUAGUUUAUACUGUACAGAUAUUAUCUAUAACUGAAAACAAUAUUUUUUGUAACAAAAAAAUUAUUUUGAUAUUCUGUCACAUUGUCUGCAUCAAGAGUUAAGGGGUUAAUACAAUGUCUUCUGGUAAGGGGUCUAAGCGCGUCGUUAAAUGACUUGUCACAUUUGUAUACUUUUGUCAAUAGUAUAUUAUAUAGGAUCGUUAGGUCGAUUACAGUUAAUUACUUAUACUGCAAAAUACAAAACCCACGAACAUAAAAA
This is a messenger RNA of Nasonia vitripennis (jewel wasp), 2686 nucleotides long. RefSeq lists its product as uncharacterized. NCBI's taxonomy places the organism in Eukaryota, Metazoa, Arthropoda, Insecta, Hymenoptera, Pteromalidae. The record is from RefSeq and is a predicted model, not a curated record. The transcript has 5 exons. The coding region runs from base 503 to 1795 and encodes 430 amino acids.